UUCAUUCAGACAAGAUGGCUGCGCCCAUGAAGCACAGUGCGACCUUCUUGUCGCACAUUUGUUCCAAAGAAUAUAUUUUAUUACGUAGAUCUUUCAUGCAAAGUCAGCUGAUAUGCGCAAGAGAAAAAAACUCAGAGUCUGUAACUUCAGUACGAAUAGAUUCCAAGAUACUGAAAACUCCAACCAAAACAGACGGUAAAGCUCAAAAGAUUAGCAGAGCAAUGAGGGCAUACUUAGAAAAGGCAAAACGAUAUCAGGAUGCUAUGGAUGAGCAGAAUACACUGUAUGAAGUUGGCAAGCGACAUUUAGCAAAUAUGAUGGGAGAAGAUCCAGAAAGCUUUACUCACAAAGAUGUUAAAAGAGCUGUUGCAUACCUAUUACCUUCAGGACUUCAUGAAAAGAAAGCCAGACCUGUAAUGCCGUUACCUGUAGACAUACUUCCAGUACAAAAAGUUGUACAGUUUGGAACAGAUGGACGACCUUUCCAUUUCAUGUUUUACACCACUAAACCAGUAUUUUCUGAAUUAUUACAUGAUGUGACAAGGCAUUUACGAACUUUAAAAGCUAAAGAAGAUGAAUUUUAUAGAGCUGACAAGUUUGAUCAAAUAUAUGAAAACACAUUAAAGUUUGUAGAUAGUGACUGGAUUUCUUAUGACAGAUUUACACUCCUUUUCAAAGAAGAAAGGAUUUCUCAAGAUGAUUACAAACUUUUCUUAAAAAAUGUUCAGCGCCUUGUGGACCACCCACUGAACCACAAGGUAGAAGAUUUUAUCAUGCGGUACAGAGAAAAAUUCCAAGGAACUCAAACAAAUCCUAAAUAUAAGAUACUUGAAGAAUCUGAAGAUGGAAGUAAGGUGAUUCGGGCAGAAGGAGGUAGAAAAACAGCCAAAGCUGAGGUCAAGUUGAUAUCUCCAGGCACUGGGAAAUUUACUUGUAAUGGACAACCAAUCAAUUAUUUUCCAUCUGUUAUAAGCAGAGAGCAGAUUAUGUUUCCACUAGAACUGGCAGGAAAAUUAGGACAAGUUGAUGUAGAGGCUAAAGUUGAAGGUGGAGGUCAAAGUGGCCAGUCAGGUGCUAUACGUCUAGGAAUAUCCAGAUGUUUAGUAUCUAUUGUUGAUGAGGAGACAGUACAAAAGAUGAGACUAGCUGGAUUAUUAACUAGAGAUCCAAGGAUGAGAGAAAGGUCAAAACCAUUCAAGAAAGGUGCAAGAAAGGGUCGUGUAUGGAAAAAGAGAUGAAGAUGAACAAAUGGAACAUUAUAUUUACCAGGACUAAUUUGUUUGUUUGUUAUGUAUAUAUACAGUCAAGUAUUUGCUUGUCAUUUUUAGCUCACCUGACCUGAAAGGUCAAGUGAGCUUUUCUCAUCACUUUGCGUCCGUCGUCCUGCGUCCGUCGUCCGUCGUCCGUCGUCCGUAAACUUUUACAAAAAUCUUCUCCUCUGAAACUACUGGGCCAAAUUUAACCAAACUUGGCCACAAUCAUCAUUGGGGUAUCUAGUUUAAAAAAUGUGUGGCGUGACCCGGCCAACCAACCAAGAUGGCCGCCAUGGCUAAAAAUAGAACAUAGGGGUAAAAUGCAGUUUUUAGCUUAUAACUCAAAAACCAAAGCAUUAAGAGCAAAUCUGACAUGCGGUAAAAUUGUUCAUCAGGUCAAGAUCUAUCUGCCCUGAAAUUUUCAGAUGAAUCGGACAACCCGUUAUUGGGUUGCUGCCCCUGAAUUGGUAAUUUUAAGGAAAUUUUGCUGUUUUUGGUUAUUAUCUUGAAUAUUAUUAUAGAUAGAGAUAAACUGUAAACAGCAAUAAUGUUCAGCAAAGUAAGAUUUACAAAUAAGUCAAUAUAACCGAAAUGGUCAGUUGACCCCUUUAGGAGUAAUUGCCCUUUAUAGUCAAUUUUUAACCAUUUUUCGUAAAUCUUAGUAAUCUUUUACAAAAAUCUUCUCCUCUGAAACAACUGGGCCAAAUUAAACCAAACUUGGCCACAAUCAUCAUUGGGGUAUCUAGUUUAAAAAAUGUGUGGCGUGACCCGGCCAACCAACCAAGAUGGCCACCACAGCUAAAAAUAAAACAUAGGGGUAAAAUGCAGUUUUUGGCUUAUAACUCAAAAACCAAAGCAUUUAGAGCAAAUCUGACAUGAAGUAAAAUUGUUCAUCAGGUCAAGAUCUAUCUGCCCUGAAAUUUUCAGAUGAAUCGAACAACCUGUUGUUGGGUUGCUGCCCCUGAAUUGGUAAUUUUAAGGAAAUUUUGCUGUUUUUGGUUAUUAUCUUGAAUAUUAUUAUAGAUAGAGAUAAACUGUAAACAGCAAUAAUGUUCAGCAAAGUAAGAUUAACAAAUAAGUCAACAUGACUGAAAUGGUCAGUUGACCCCUUUAGGAGUUAUUGCCCUUUAUAGUCAAUUUUUAUCAAUUUUUCGUAAAUCUUAGUAAUCUUUUACAAAAAUCUUCUCCUCUGAAACUACGUGGCCAAAUUGAACCAAACUUGGCCACAAUCAUCAUUUGGUUAUCUAGUUUUAAAAAUGUGUGGCGUGAGCUGGUCAACCAACCAAGAUGGCCGCCACGGCUAAAAAUAGAACAUAGGGGUAAAAUUCAGUUUUUGGCUUUUAACUCAAAAACCAAAGCAUUUAAAGCAAAUCUGGCAUGAAGUAAAAUUGUUCAUCAGGUCAAGAUCUAUCUGCCCUGAAAUUUUCAGAUGAAUCGGACAACCCGUUGUUGGGUUGCUGCCCCUGAAUUGGUAAUUUUAAGGUAAUUUUGCUGUUUUUAUACGACCGCAAAAAAAUUUUGAGGUCGUAUAUUGGUAUGACGUUGGCGUCGUCGUCGUCGUCGUCGUCGUCGUCGUCGUCGUCCGAAUACACAAUGGUUUUCGCACUCUAACUUUAGUUUAAGUGAAUGGAUCUCUAUGAAAUUUUACCAUAAGGUUCAAUACCACAAUAGGAAGGUGGGGAUUGAUUUUGGGGGUUAUGGUACCAACAGUAAAGGAAUUAGGGGCCAAAAAGGGGCCGAAAAUAAGCAUUUUUGUAACUUCCAGACAUAACUUGUGUGUUAGCAUAUGGAUCUCUUUGACAUUGUACCACAAGAUUCCAUAUCACAAAGGGUCAAUGCUGGGAUUGAUUUUGGGGUUAAUUGCCUCAAAAUUUUAGGAAUAAGGGGCCAAAAGGGGGCAAAAAACAAGCAUUUUUCUAGUUUCAUGACAAUAACUUGUGUGUAAGUGUAUGGAUCUUUCUGAAAUUUUACUACAAGGUUCCAUUUCACAAAGGGAAAGCUGGAAUUGAGUGUUGUGGUAAUUGCCCAAAACGUUUAGUAAUAAGGGGCCUAAAAAGGGGUUUAAAAUAAGCAUUUUUUAGUUUCUAGACAAUAACUUGUGUUCAAGUGUAUGGAUCUCUCUAAAAUUGUAUUACAAGGUACCAUACCACAAAGGCAAGGCUGUUAUUGAGCUUGGUUUGGGGGGAAAGGGGGGUGGGGGUGAUGAAUCAUAAGGGGGGCGGGGGUCAAAAAAGGGGUAAUUUUUUUUUUUCCUUUUUUUUUUGUUUAAAAUUUACAUUUUAAGUUAGUUAUUUUUUAUCACGAAGAGAAAGUAGGAAUUGAGUUUUGGGGUUAAUUGCUCAAACAUUUAUGAAUAAGGGGCCAAAUAUUGGUCGAAAAUAAGGAUUUUUUUAGUGUGCUCUAAUGUUUAAGGAAUAAGGGGAAAAAAGGUUAAAAAACAAGGGUUUCCAUUUUAAUAGACAAAUAAUUGAGUAAAGAACAUUAUUUAAAAGCAGUGUAAGGUUGGUAAUUCAAACUCAUUUAAAUAUCUCAUCUACACUGCUUUUAAAUUAUGUAAAUUGGAAAUUUGCCAAUAACUUUAUUGUUAAUAAAUGCAUUGGAAAUUUGCCAACAAUUUUAGUGUAAUAAACUUCAUUGGAAAUUUGCCAAUAUAAAAUUUUGCUGAUGAAGGUUUUUUGUUUACCUUUAGCCUUGACUAUGAAGUCAUUUUCUAUUUUUAUAGCCUUAUGAUGUAGCUGAAUUAUUUAAUACUUUUAUGAUGUGUUUAAAUGGGGUUUUAUCAUGUUUAUGGUUGCAAAUUUAUUGUUUUAGUAUAAUAAACUCCAUUUAAAAUUUGCCAAUAAAAAAAAUUUUUGUUUAUUUUUAGCUAUGAUUAUGAUGUCAUUUUC
This is a messenger RNA of Mytilus californianus (California mussel), 4141 nucleotides long. Its product is annotated as 28S ribosomal protein S9, mitochondrial-like. Bases 15 to 1238 code for a protein of 407 amino acids. The transcript is spliced from 14 exons. NCBI's taxonomy places the organism in Eukaryota, Metazoa, Mollusca, Bivalvia, Mytilida, Mytilidae. The record is from RefSeq and is a predicted model, not a curated record. Gene Ontology annotation, molecular function: RNA binding; structural constituent of ribosome. Gene Ontology annotation, biological process: translation. Gene Ontology annotation, cellular component: mitochondrial small ribosomal subunit; ribosome.